UCCCCGGCUCCCCUCGCCCCGUCACAGGGCGCGCUCCAGCGGCCCCCCCGGACAGGCCCCGUUGCUGGGUCUCUGCGGCCCGCCAGACGGGCCCCCUCCCGCGCGGGGAACCCCAGGAGCGGCCCCGCUGCGAUGCGUGAGGAAGGCCGGGCCUGCCAGGGGCUCCUCUGGGACUGGCCCAUCAUAGAAUAUCCGGGUUGGAAGGGACCUCAGGAGGUCAUCUAGUCCAACCCCCUGCUCAAAGCAGGACCAAUCCCCAGGCAGAUUUUUGCCCCAGAUCCCUAAAUGGCCCCUUCAAGGAUUGAACUCACAACCCUGGGUUUAGCAGGCCAAUGCUCAAACCCCGGAGCGAAGAAGGCUGGGCCCGCUGGGGCAGGGUCCUCUCUGGCAGGGGUUCUCAAACGGGGGUCGCAGGGUUAGGGUUGCCAGCUGUCAACCUCCACCCCAAACCCCGCUGUGCAGCCAGCAUUUAUAAUGGUGUUAAAUAGAUAAACAAGUGUUUUUAAUUGAGAAGGGGGGUUGCACUCAGAGGCUUGCUAUGUGAAAGGGGUCACCGGUACAGUAGUUUGAGAACCACUGCUCUAGGGCAACUCAUUCAUCAAAGUGUGUGAGAGAGACUGGAGCCACUCAGCAGCCCAGCUGUCAAGGGGUGCAAAGAAGGCUGGGCCCACUGGGGCUGUCUCUGGGGCUGGCCCUUCAUCGCGGCAUGUGAAGAAGGUUGGGUCCGUUACGGCUUUCUCUGGGGCUGGCCCUUCAUCGCGGCAUGUGAAGAAGGUUGGGUCUGCUACAGCUUUCUCUGGGGCUGGUCCUUCAUCUUGAGGACUGGAGCUGGUAGGGCUGAUCCUAGCAAAACUUCCUCAUUACAAGGCACAAGAAAAUCUGGGUCCGCUUGCAUUAAAGGAUGCUAACAAGUAAUCUUUAUCUUCUAAUGAAUAAGCACGUGCAAUAGACUUUCAGUGAUAUAUUUGUACACUGACUUGGGCAUAAUGUCCAUGGAUAUAACUUUUCUGGGAACAGGCUCAGCAUAUCCAUCUCCAACAAGAGGAGCUUCAGCUUUAGUCAUUCGUAGUGAAGGAGAAUGCUGGCUAUUUGAUUGUGGAGAGGGAACUCAAACACAAUUUAUGAAAAGCCAUCUUAAAGCAGGUAGAAUUACUAAGAUAUUCAUAACUCAUCUUCAUGGGGACCAUUUUUUUGGUCUUCCCGGUCUCCUGUGCACAAUCAGCCUUCAGAGUAGUUCUACUACAAGCAAGCAACCUGUUGAUAUCUAUGGACCAUUAGGACUACGAAACUUCAUUUGGAGAACUCUGGAACUCUCUCACUCACAACUUCUCUUUCCAUAUGUGGUUCAUGAACUGGUACCUACACCAGAUCAGUGCCCUGCAGAAGAAUUUAAAGAACUAUCUUACGUUGACAGAGAUGAAGUCUCUUCCAAAGAAGUGCAAGGGAGAACGCUUCAUCUGGAUCCUGUAGAAAACUCCUACACACUGGUCAACAAUCAGCAAUUUGUUAUGAAAGCAUUUCGAUUAUUUCAUCGUAUUCCUUCCUUUGGAUUUUUAGUGGAGGAGAAGCAGCGGACUGGUAAACUUAAUGCGCAGAAGCUAAAAGACCUUGGAGUUCAGCCAGGCCCUAUAUAUGGGAAACUGAAGAAUGGUGUUACAGUUGUCUUAGAAAAUGGAGUAACCAUUUCUCCUUCAGAUGUCUUGGAGGAGCCUAUUCCUGGAAGAAAAAUUUGUAUUUUAGGUGACUGUUCAGGUGUGGUUGGAGAUGGAGCAAAGAAACUGUGUUACGAAGCAGAUCUGUUAGUUCAUGAAGCCACACUGGAUGACGCCCAAGUGGACAAAGCCAAAGAGCAUGGUCAUAGCACUCCAAAAAUGGCAGCUGAGUUUGCAAAGUUGUGUAAGGUUAAGAAACUGGUUCUGACUCACUUCAGUCAAAGGUAUAAACCAGCUGGUCAAAUUGGAGAAGGAGAUAUUGAUGUCACGGAACUGAAGAGACAAGCAGAAUCAGCGUUAAAUGGUCAAGAAGUAACUUUAGCUGAGGAUUUUAUGACGAUAGAUAUUCCAGGGAAAAAGCAGAAGUAGCAUCUAGCUCUAUAAUAUCACACAAAUUAGCUUGCUGUUGAACUGUGAGUUUACAGCUAGGGCUUCAGGUAUCCAAAUUGGUUCCUCGGUUUCCAGAUGAAGAAGUUGAAUUGCUAAGGUGACAUGCUCAGUUGCUAGAGAAUGACUAAGUGCUGGAUUUACUUGCUAUAGAGUUUUAAGGCUCAACUCUGCAAAAUGCUGAGUGCCUCAGCAACUUUAAUGGCAGUUGAAGGUGUUCCACACCUCUGAGAAAUGGGCCAUUAUAGAAUGGUAUUGCUGUUAACUUGCCCUCCUAGGAAGAAGGGAGAUGGAAAAGCAGAUUACUGGUCAAACUCACUGUCUUAAGUGAAAUAGGUGUGCAGCUACCCAAGCAAGGGGGGGGGGGAAGGAAACUCAUUCUUUGGUUUAUAUAAAUACAACUAUGGAAACAUGGAGACAAAGCAAAAUAUUUAUUGAUCAUCUAAACACUUAGCUGCAAAUCUAAAUAACUUUUAAAAUAAAAUAUAUGGAAUGCCUUUAACUUAUCUUUUUGGAAUUAAGUGUUUAGGUGAUUGAUUCAGGUAUUUAGCCAAACAGUCUGGAAAACUUAACCGUAUAGGCAGAAAUCUUCUGAACACUAGACACUUUUUAUUAGAACUUCAGAUUCUCUAGUCUUAAGUCUUAAAAUAGAAUUUUGCAUUUUUUGCAUCUUAUUUACAGUCCUCCGUGAAUCUUAGUGGCAUACCAAAGUAGAUAUUUUUUAACUUCUCAACCUCUCAUGAGCUUUUGUAUAAAAUAUUUUCAAUAAUUAUUUAAAUGAUUUUAAAGGAAUAUUGGCAUAAACAAACUAAUAAAGUAUUGAUAACUGCCACGUGGUUUGUAAAUUACUCUCAUCACUAAUGUACAGAAAUACUACAAAUUAAUAUGAUUAUUGUAUUUCAUAGAACCAUAAGAUUAGAAGAGACUGCAAGGGUCAUCUGGUCUAACUCCCUCAAGGAUUUAUUGUGUCAUCUAUUUGCUUGAAGAGAUCACUAAUGUCAAUGAAAAUUCACCACACAGAUAAAUGGUUGACUGUACUCCCUAGCUGUUAAAAGGACACUGUAGAUUUAAAUUUGGCUCAGAAUUAAAAUUACAGGUUUUGUAGACAAAAAAAAUGCUGCCUAGGGCCACACAAAGUGUGUGUGGUUUGUUUUUUGUGUUCAGCAUUUUUAAACAUUCUUGUGUAGUGUCUGAAACACAAGCCUGGGUACACUAAGAACCUGCCACUGAAACUGACUUUCAUUGUACAAGAUGAGCAGUACAGUAACUGAAGUGCAUAGUAAAAAACUGAACUAAAAUUUUCAUUAAGAUGUUAAUAACAUAGGUAAAGAAAUUACGAAAUCAUGUCAUUUGAACUACACUAUAUGCAAACUUUUAUAAGCCUAUUACUUGAUAUCAAUACAAGGUCUAAUUUAACAAACCACAUUUGUGAAAGAUUUGGAACAAAAUAAUUUGUUCCAAGCUAUGAUUUUAAAACCUUCUUAUAUAUACUUGAGAAAGAAGUAACUGCAGAGAAAAGAUAAAAACAAAUUCUAGUUAUGGGCCUGUUCCUUCUCCUACUUAGUCCUCUAGAGUCAGGCAUGGCUUGACAGUUCUUUUUCAGACGUUCUGUGACAAAAAUGAGAAUUCCAGGUUUCUCUACCUGUGUAAAAAAUCUCUGUACCAGUAAUGUGUUUUUUGUGCUGUAAACCUAGUUAAAUGUGACAUGUUUUUGAAGGGUCCCAGAAAGUAUCUUAUGCAAAAUAAGCAUUAGUCUAUCAAUAUAGCUGAUAUAAGCAUUACUUUAUCAGUAUAACUGCAUCUACACAAGAGGAGUUACAGUGAUUAACUAUCUUUUUCUAAACUGGAAUGAUUAAAACAAAAUAAAAACUAAGUCCCAUUUUCAAACAUG
Molecule: messenger RNA, 3990 nt
Organism: Malaclemys terrapin pileata
Lineage: Eukaryota; Metazoa; Chordata; Testudines; Emydidae
Gene: ELAC1
Product: elaC ribonuclease Z 1
Exons: 4
Coding region: 987-2081 (364 amino acids)
Cellular component (GO): nucleus
Molecular function (GO): 3'-tRNA processing endoribonuclease activity
Source: RefSeq, a predicted model, not a curated record